AUGGCUCGUCAAGCAUUUUUUACCCUUGCCUUAUUGUUCGUUGCCUUGGCUAGCGUUGUGAUAGCAGAAGGGCCUGCUCCAUCUCCAUCUCAGAAGGCAGAGGCUCCGGACGCCUCAUCCCCGUCGACUUCCGCUGAGGCCCCCACAACAUCUUCUACUGCACCUAACGCUGCUUCACCAACAUCUACCGAGGCAACCCCGUCUUCUUCUCCCUCUCUUAGCCCGAAGAGUUCUGCAGCUGAAACCCCUAAUUCAGAUAGCCCUACUUCCGGAGACUCCAUGGAAGAAUCCCCUAGUGGCUCCCCUGAGGAAGGACCUGCUGCAGGCCCAGAUGUUGAUGAUCUAGCACCCACUGAAUCAACACCUGCUGAUGUUCAGACACCUCCUAAGAAAAAUGGUGCUAUGACUCUCAAAUUAUCAUUUAUUGCAGGUGUUGCAGCAGUUAUGGCCUCCUUCUUAAAUUGA
Beta vulgaris subsp. vulgaris (sugar beet) is the source of this 465-nucleotide messenger RNA. RefSeq names its product classical arabinogalactan protein 7. The record is from RefSeq and is a predicted model, not a curated record. Lineage: Eukaryota; Viridiplantae; Streptophyta; Magnoliopsida; Caryophyllales; Amaranthaceae. The transcript has a single exon. Bases 1 to 465 code for a protein of 154 amino acids.